Cantharellus anzutake is the source of this 462-nucleotide messenger RNA. RefSeq lists its product as uncharacterized. The transcript has a single exon. NCBI's taxonomy places the organism in Eukaryota, Fungi, Basidiomycota, Agaricomycetes, Cantharellales, Hydnaceae. The record is from RefSeq and is a predicted model, not a curated record. The coding region runs from base 92 to 346 and encodes 84 amino acids.
CUGUGUAGAUGUGAAAAUCUACUUCGUAGCGAAAGAAAGAGUUUGUGGGCGAUAUCGACGCGAGGGUAUGGUUAUCGAGGAAUGACAGGAUAUGAGAGAAGAGUUCCACCGGCAGACUCUACGAAUAAUCUUGGCACGAAGGCCUUUUCCAGAACUGUUUGUGCUUACCUUCGGGUGGAGUGUGACAAAUGCGUUAGUCGAACAGGAAGGACUAUAUAGAAGGGUGCCUGGGAUGUAUGGUGAUCGCUGGUAUAUAGAGGCUGGGUCCGGCCUAGAUCGCUGGGCGCAAGGGCUGGUAGAAAGCAGGGGCAUUCCGAGCACUGAUCACUGGCAAAGGUUUCGCUAAGGUCCUGUCUAUCGCCAAGAUCUAAUGAAUGUCGAGCUGCUCUGCGUCUCCUUCACUCCGCACGCCGCGAUGCGCGUUUAGGACCCACGCUGAUCCGCUCAAUGCCGAAUCGACCA